UUCCUGAAGCUGUCAGACAAACUUUCAGACAACUGAUAGAAAGGACAACAGCGGAGCAGCGCUUUUAUAGAUUUCACUUACUUACCUGAAGGGAUUUAGCUCAAUUUUAAGUUACAUCCCACCCGGAACUCACUUAUUUUGCAACGAUGAUGUUCACCGGUUUUAACGCGGAAUGUGAUUCCUCCUCCCGCUGCAGCACCGCGUCUCCGUCCGGGGACAACAUGGGAUACUACCCAUCACCGGCAGGAUCUUACUCCAGCAUGGGCUCGCCUCAGUCUCAGGAAUUCACAGACCUGACAGCGACAAGUGCCUCUUUCAUCCCCACGGUCACAGCCAUCUCCACAAGCCCAGACCUGCAGUGGAUGGUGCAGCCCCUGGUCUCCUCAGUGGCCCCUUCUCACAGAGCACCCCCUUACAGCUCCAGCUCCACCUACUCCAGACCAGGCAUGAGGUCCGCAGCAUCCAAGGGCCACAGCUCCAUCAAGAGAGGCAGAGUGGAACAGAUGUCUCCUGAAGAGGAAGAGAGGAAAAGAAUCCGCAGAGAGAGAAACAAGCAGGCUGCAGCCAAAUGCCGCAACAGGAGACGAGAGCUUACUGACACUCUGCAAGCCGAAACAGAUAUGCUGGAGGAUGAGAAGUCCAGCCUGCAGAAUGACAUUGCCAAUCUUAUGAAGGAGAAGGAGAGGUUGGAGUUUAUUCUGGCUGCUCACCAGCCAAUCUGCAAAAUCCCUUCAGAGCAGGACUCCAGCUUCCCAGGAGCCUCCAUCUCUCCUGUCCACUGCUUCACCUCUGAGGUGUCUUCCCAGUCACAGACCUCCAUCGCCCCGACCUCAAGCCAGGCAACAUUUACCUCCACUUCUAACUCCAUCUUCUCCAGCUGCAGCUCUGCCCUGUCCACAGCCACCGUCUCUGGCAGCACAGUCAAACUGACAGACCUGGAUGCCUCUGUCCUAGAGGAGUCUCUGGAUCUGCUGGUCAAGACAGAGAUGGAGACGGCGAGGUCAGUGCCUGAGGUUGACCUGUCCAACUCUCUGUACACAACACAAGACUGGGAGCCUCUUCAUGCCUCAACCAGCAACAACGACUUUGAGCCGCUCUGCACCCCUGUGGUCACCUGCACCCCUUCCUGCACCACCUUCACCUCUACUUUUGCCUUUACCUUCCCAGAGGCAGAAACCCACGCCACUUGUGGCAUCGCCCAUCGUAGGGGAAGCAGCAGCAACGACCAGUCAUCUGACUCCCUCAGCUCACCAACAUUGCUGGCCCUUUAAAGACUCUUCCAAAAACAUUGAUACUUCCAACCAAGCGCAUUUUCUUGAUGUGCAGAUCACAGGGCUAUGGAAUGGACUUGUACUGAAAAUUCAAUUAUUUAUGAUUUUAUUUGUCUUCAUCUAUACUUGCCUAUAACACCGAUGUAGCAAGUUAAAAAGCAUGUUUUAACUAAUACCAACUAUAGUAACUUUUCUUAAGUUGAUAUAUGAUUUCAUGGUGCUAGAUAGAAAAACAUUGUUGUAGUAUUGAUGUGUGCUCAGAGCAAUAGCUAUUAUUCAUCCAGUUUGUUUUUCUGGUUGAUGGAGUUUUGAGAGUAUUUGUGAAAGUUUGUAAAACUGAAAAGAAAAAAAAAACAACAACACAACUGACGUACUUUGUCUUAACCAUGGUCUGAACGGUCUAUCCUAGUAUGAAGUUUUCUGUGAAAACAUGAUAGUGCUUUAAUUUAUGAAAUUUCACUUUAUUUUUUUACACAGAGGGUAAAUGAAUGUUGUUUGUUAAAGAGAUGUAAAUAAAAAAAUAUAUAGUGAUAUUUAAAUUCAAA
Molecule: messenger RNA, 1816 nt
Organism: Cynoglossus semilaevis (tongue sole)
Lineage: Eukaryota; Metazoa; Chordata; Actinopteri; Pleuronectiformes; Cynoglossidae
Gene: fosab
Product: v-fos FBJ murine osteosarcoma viral oncogene homolog Ab
Exons: 4
Coding region: 147-1271 (374 amino acids)
Biological process (GO): regulation of transcription by RNA polymerase II
Cellular component (GO): nucleus
Molecular function (GO): RNA polymerase II cis-regulatory region sequence-specific DNA binding; DNA-binding transcription factor activity, RNA polymerase II-specific
Source: RefSeq, a predicted model, not a curated record